This is a messenger RNA of Protomyces lactucae-debilis, 1623 nucleotides long. RefSeq lists its product as uncharacterized. Gene Ontology annotation, molecular function: CoA-ligase activity. NCBI's taxonomy places the organism in Eukaryota, Fungi, Ascomycota, Taphrinomycetes, Taphrinales, Protomycetaceae. Gene Ontology annotation, biological process: secondary metabolic process. The coding region runs from base 1 to 1623 and encodes 540 amino acids. The record is from RefSeq and is a predicted model, not a curated record. The transcript has a single exon.
AUGGUUCUCUUCAAGUCUCCCUAUCCUUCCAUCACCAUCGAGGAAAAGACGGUCCCAGAAUUCCUGUGGGACCGGCCAUUGCCCGACAGACCCUACGUUACGGAUGUGGCUACGGGUCGCGAGCACUCCUUCAAACAGGCACGAUCGCUGAGCCAAAGGCUAGGUCAAGGUCUGGUUGAGAAGCUGGGUUGGAAGAAGGGCGAGGUCAUGUGCAUCUUCUCUGCGAACACAAUCGACUUUCCCUGUGUCGUCUCUGGAGUGCUGAUGGCCUCUGGUGUCGUCACACCUGCCAACCCUGCGUACCAGGUGCACGAGCUAGUGCAUCAACUCAAAGACUCCGGGGCCAGGGCGCUCACUACGCAUCCCGACAACUUGGCUAUCGCUUUGCCGGCGGCUGAUCAAGUGGGCAUCCCUCGCAGCAGCGUCUUUGUGAUUGAGCCAACGGCCAAGGAUGGUAUUCAGUCUUGGAUGAGCCUGCUUGCAUCGAAGGAGAUUGGUUUCGAGCGUGUCCGCAAAGACACCAAUGUUGAGACGGACCUCGCCUUCCUCGUUUAUUCGUCCGGUACUACAGGCUUGGCCAAAGGCGUUAUGCUUUCACACCGCAACAUUGUAUCGAAUGUGCAAAUGAAUGCCGCCGUUGACGGCAAGUACUUCACAGCCGAGACCGUUGUUGGCGCUGUUCUUCCCUUCUAUCAUGUCUUUGGACUGACGUGCAUCAUGCAGCUCGGCUUGUACAAACAGGUCAGACUUGUUGUUUUCAAGCACUUUGAGCUCGAGGUCUUCCUGCAAGCUGUGCAAAAGUUUGGAAUCAGCUUCAUGCACAUGGCACCUCCCAUGGUGUUGCGUCUCGCGAAGGAUGCCAUCGUUGACAACUAUGACUUGUCGUCCUUGAAAAUGAUCAACUCGGGAGCCGCUCCUUUGAGUGCGUCCUUGACUAAAGAGGCUUCUGCACGCAUCAAGGUGCCUAUCAAGCAAGGCUACGGCCUGACUGAGACAUCACCUACGAGUAACGCACAGGACUGGGACCAUUGGGAGAAGUUCAUGGGCUCAGUCGGUCCCAUGUGCCCCAAUCUCGUCGGUAAGAUUGUAUCUGAAGAUGGCAAGGAACUUGGUCGCAACGAAGAUGGAGAGAUCUGGUUCAAAGGCCCCAGUAUCAUGCGCGGCUACUUGAACAACCCCUCUGCGACAAAGAAUGCCUUGACGGAAGACGGCUUUUUCAAGACUGGUGAUAUCGGCCGAAUUGAUGACCAGGACAAUCUCUACAUCACCGAUCGCCUCAAGGAGCUCAUCAAAUUCAAAGGCUUUCAAGUGGCGCCGGCAGAGCUCGAGGGCUUGCUAUUGACGUACCCAGACAUUGCUGAUGUCGGCGUCGUCGGCGUAUUCGAUGAGUCACAGGCGACGGAGCUGCCUCGAGCCUAUGUUGUGCUCAAGCCUGGCGUGGAAAAGAGGGCAAGUCACGCCAAGGAUAUCAUUGCUUUUGUUGCGAACAGGGUGGCGAAACACAAGCAGAUUCGUGGAGGUUGUUUCAUAAUCGAUCAGAUCCCCAAGUCGCCGAGCGGCAAGAUUUUGCGUCGCGUGCUCAGAGACAGGAACGAUCCGCUCGAAGUAAAGGCUAGAUUGUAG